Messenger RNA from Micropterus dolomieu (smallmouth bass), 5701 nucleotides. It is a transcript of the gene kcnt2b, whose product is annotated as potassium channel subfamily T member 2. Gene Ontology annotation, cellular component: membrane. Lineage: Eukaryota; Metazoa; Chordata; Actinopteri; Centrarchiformes; Centrarchidae. The transcript has 31 exons. Gene Ontology annotation, biological process: potassium ion transport. The coding region runs from base 426 to 4166 and encodes 1246 amino acids. The record is from RefSeq and is a predicted model, not a curated record. Gene Ontology annotation, molecular function: intracellular sodium-activated potassium channel activity.
AGUAGCCUACAGUAGUCCCCGACGGUUGGCUACACAUUUGCAGACAGCGCGUCCAUGCGUAGCACAGGCAGGGAGGAUGCUGGUGCUGAGAGAGACAACCAGUUGCUCUUCAGCUGUCACAGUUAAAGUGGAGCCUCCCCAACACACCGACGGAUGAACAUCCUCGACCUGUUGCCUCGGCGGGAAGAAAAGUAGAGCUGCAUUGUGACGGGUGCCAGAAAAGAAAGAAGUUGGUUCUUCUGUUUAGGAGUGAGGUCAAAGACUGAUGCCAUGAGGUGUAUCAAUGUGUUCGUUAUUAAUCUACUACGUUUUGAAUAGCAGAAGGAAGAGGAACGGAGUUGGUUUUGGGGGGUCCACCUCCUCGGCGUGGAGGUGCGGUUUGCGGUGAUAUCUGUCUUUGUCUCGGGGCUCUGAGUAGGAGGACCAUGGUCGAACUGGAGAAGGAGGUGCUCCCGCUGCCCCCUCGGUACCGGUUUCGAGACCUGUUGCUCGGGGAUUGGCAGACCGACGACAGGGUGCAGGUAGAGUUCUAUGUGAAUGAGAACACUUUCAAGGAGCGCCUCAAGCUGUUCUUCAUCAAAAACCAAAGAUCCAGUUUGCGAGUGCGGAUGUUUAACUUUGCUCUUAAAGUGCUGAGCUGCCUCCUCUACAUUGUCAGAGUCCUAUUGGACAACCCGCAAGCAGAAAGACAGGACUGCGUAAGCGGAGUGAACUGCACCAGACAAAACACAUCAUCCCGUCCCUGGAGUGAGUUUGACUGGAAACUGAUCAUCUGGGUGGAUAGACCUCUACCGCUGUGGGGACUGCAGGUGCUUGUGGCUUUCAUCAGCUUUUCAGAAACGAUGUUGCUCGUGUAUCUCAGCUACAAGGGCAACGUUUGGGAGCAAGUAUUGCGUGUACCCUUCAUUCUGGAGAUGAUCAGCGCCAUUCCCUUCAUGAUCACUGUGAUUUUGCCCUCCUUCAGAAAUCUCUUUAUCCCUGUAUUUCUCAAUUGCUGGCUGGCCAAACACGCUUUGGAGAACAUGAUACUCACCAGUUUUUUUUCUGCUAUGAAGAAUGAUCUCCACAGGGCGAUCCAGCGGACACACUCAGCUAUGUUUAACCAGGUGGUGAUACUCAUCAGCACGCUGGUCUGUCUGAUGUUUACAUGCAUCUGCGGUAUCCAGCACCUCGAAAGAGCAGGCAACAACCUGACCCUGUUCGACUCGCUGUACUUCUGCGUGGUCACCUUUUCCACUGUGGGCUUUGGAGAUGUCACCCCCCAAAUCUGGCCCUCGCAGCUCCUGGUGGUCAUCAUGAUUUUUGUUGCGCUCAUUGUGCUCCCCAUCCAGUUCGAGCAGCUGGCCUUUCUGUGGAUGGAGCGGCAGAAGUCCGGGGGAAACUACAGCCGCUACAGGGCACAGACGGAGAAACACGUGGUGCUGUGCGUCAGCUGUCUCAAGAUCGACCUCCUCAUGGACUUCCUUAAUGAGUUCUUCGCUCACCCCCGACUUCAGGACCAUUAUGUGGUGAUCCUUUGUCCAGCAGAGAUGGAUGUCCAGGUUAGGAGGGUCCUUCAUGUCCCUCUGUGGGCCCAAAGAGUCAUCUAUCUGCAGGGUUCUGCCCUCAAAGACCAAGACCUGAUGAGGGCCAAGAUGGACGAUGCUGAGGCCUGCUUUAUCCUCAGUAACCGGUUUGAAGUGGACCGCAUUGCUGCUGAUCAUCAGACCAUCCUCCGAGCCUGGGCAGUGAAAGACUUUGCUCCAAAUUGCCCCCUGUACGUCCAGAUUCUCAAGCCAGAGAACAAGUUCCACGUCAAGUUUGCAGAUCAUGUGGUGUGUGAAGAAGAGUUUAAGUAUGCCAUGCUGGCUUUAAACUGUGUGUGCCCUGGUACCUCGACGCUCAUCACUCUUUUGAUCCACUCCUCCAGAGGACAAACGGCGCCCCAAGAAGCCUUCAAGCAACGUGUAGGAGCCUUUCAAGCCCUCAACAGGGAGGGCGGUGCGUGUUCAGCGGACCAAUGGCACCGAACCUACCGGCGCUGCUCAGCCAAUGAGGUGCAUCACAUCCGCCUGGAGGAAAGUAAAUUCUUCGGGGAAUACCAGGGCAAGAGUUUCACCUUUGCCUCCUUUCAUGCUCAUAAAAAGUAUGGAGUAUGUCUGAUUGGAGUACGCAGAUUGGACACCACCAACAUCCUGCUGAACCCUGGUCCCUGCCACAUCAUGGGGGCCUCUGACACAUGCUUUUACAUCAAUAUCUCCAAAGAGGAGAACUCCGCAUUUGUCAGGGGCCAGAGAGAGCCAUCAUGGGGCGGCACGGGAGGAAAUGCCAGGGGAGUGCACCAAACCAUCUACCACGGACUCACCCGCCUGCCAGUCCACAGUAUUAUCGCCAGCAUGGGCACAGUGGCCAUCGACCUGCAGGACUCCAGUGACAGCAGCCCGGAAGGCCAGGACCCAGGGAGCACCGGGCUGGGCAGCGGAAGAGGAAGCAGGAGCAGCUCCAGGACAGAGAUGGGUGGCACUAACACUUUGGCCCUGCCUGCCUUGGGAGACUCAGCCGAGGAGAGGCGGCACAGCAUCGCUCCCGUCCUGGAGCUGGUGGACGGUGUCAACAACCCCGCCUUUGACUUGCUGGGAGACCAGUCAGAGGACGAGGGAGGAGAAGAGGGCAAGGACGACAGUGACAGAGAUGAGAGCGCCCAUUGGUGGGGUCGACACUGCGAAUGGGUGAAGGGAUACCCGCUGAACUCUCCAUACAUCGGCAGCUCGCCUACAUUGUGCCACCUUCUUCAAGAAAAGAUGCCUUUCUGCUGCCUGCGCAUGGACAAGGCUUGUCACCACACCCUUUUUGAAGAUGCCCGCUCCUAUGGCUUCAAAAACAAAUUGAUCAUUGUGUCUGCGGAGAGCGCAGGGAACGGUCUGUACAACUUCAUUGUGCCUCUACGGGCGUACUACCGACCCAGAAAGGAGCUCAACCCCAUCGUGCUGCUGCUAGAGAGCAUACCUGAAGCAGACUUCCUUGAGGCAAUCUGUUGGUUUCCCAUGGUGUUCUACACAGUGGGCUCCAUCGACAAUCUCGACAGUUUGCUGCGAUGCGGAGUGACUUUUGCAGACACUAUGGUGGUGGUUGACAAGGAGAGCUCCAUGAUUGCAGAGGAGGACUACAUGGCCGAUGCAAAGACCAUCGUCAAUGUCCAGACGCUCUUCAGACUGUUCCCAGCUCUUAGUAUCAUCACGGAGCUCACCCACCCUGCCAACAUGCGCUUUAUGCAAUUCAAAGUCAAAGACCACUACUCUCUAGCUCUGUCCAAAUUGGAAAAGAAGGAAAGGGAGAAGGGGUCCAACCUGGUGUUUAUGUUCCGCCUGCCCUUCGCUGCAGGGAAGGUGUUCAGUGUCAGCAUGCUGGACACUCUCCUCUACCAGUCAUUUGUGAAGGACUACAUGAUCUCCAUCGCCAGGCUGCUACUGGGUUUAGACUCCAUGCCUGGCUCGGGUUUCCUCUGUGCUAUGAAAAUCACAGAUGACGACCUGUGGAUCCGCACCUACGGCAGGCUAUACCAGAAAUUGUGCUCCUCCAAUGGAGACAUUCCAAUUGGCAUCUACCGGACAGAGGCACAUAAGCUUCCAGUUUCUGAGUCCCAGGUAUCAAUCACAGUGGAAGACUACGAGGACACCAGAGAACCCAGAGAGCCCCUCUUGUCCCGGACCGGUGCUCAUCGGAACUCCACGUCCUCUGAGCCCGUCUCCACCUCUUCCCACUCCUCAGACCACCCGCUGCUCAGGAGGAAGAGCAUGCAGUGGGCACGGCGGCUGAGCAGGAAGGGGGGUCGGGGCUCUAAUGCAGCCAAGGGGGGUCCAGGCAGCGCGGCAGAGAGGAUCAGUCAGCAGAGACUGACCCUGUUCCGGCGCUCAGAGAGGCAGGAACUCAACGCCCUGGUGCGAACCAGGAUGAAACACCUGGGCCUUUCUCCAACUGGAUUCAAUGGGAUGACAGACCAAGGGAACAGACUGUCUUAUAUCCUCAUCAACCCUUCUCCAGACACCAGACUGGAGCUGCACGAUGUUGUGUACCUGAUCAGACCAGACCCCCUCUCUCUGGUACCCAAUCAGGGAAGCAGCAGGAAGUGCAGUGCCGGACUCUCAGAGAGCCACAGGUUCGAUACGCAGGACAGCACCCAUCUGUGAGAGACAAAAAAACCCCAUACAUUUUCUGUCAAAACACUGCCAGAUAGAGAAAAAACAACAACACAAUCAAGAAAUGGUGAGACGGAAAGGGAUGCAACCAGAUACCACAAGGCUCUUGUAUUUUCUUCAGUCUUGGUGAACUCAGAGGUGCCGGACAUGCAUGGACCUUUUCUGUAACAAUGGGAAUGUUUUAUUUAUGCACCUUGCUAUUUUCAAAGUGGAGAGCUGUGGACACAGAAGUGCAUUUAAUGAAAAACUGUAUGUAUUUAUAUCUGUGUAUGUGCAUGUUAUGUACUGCAUCAUGUACAUGCAGUGUGUAUGUGUGUGUGUGUACUGUACGUAUGCGCUAGUGUGUGAAUGAAUGUGUAUGUAUGCUUAUGGAUCAAGAGCAAGACACUGCCAAUUGUAUCUGGACAGCCAAAGGAAUCUGCUGUCAAAUGAAAGUCAAGGGAUGUUUAUUUGUGUGUCCCUCUCUUUUGUCGUAGGUGCGUUUUGUCACACGUAAUGUUGUUGGAGGUAUUACACUACAGUGCACACACCCUGUGAGGUUUUAUUGUUUUUUGGGGGUUCUUCAUAAAGCCUUUUUGAAACUUUUUACCUGUUGCUUACACAGUCAAACGCACACAUUUGUUUUACGCUCACCAGCAGCGGAGGAAUCCAAAGAGCAUGAGUCUCAAUAAUGAACAUAAAUAUACAACAAACAUGAAUCGUCACUGCAGGGCAUUCAGUCACAUUGAUGUCUGAAGUAUGUGUCUUCAAUUAUAUGAGUUCUCUUAGAACAAAUCUGUUCCUGAGUUUAUUGUUUGCCUGUUUUUUCUUAAAGUCCCACUCUCUCUGCUUCUGUCAGUCAGUGUGAGCCGUCCUGCCACCAGCUUGCUUUUGCUGACAUGCAUGUUAGAGAUGCAGGGGGUGGACAAAAUAACAGGAGCAUAUAUCAUAAUAUAAUACCAACCAGUACAAUAGCCAUGCAGUAAAUACUACCUUUGUGAAGCUUAUAACUUAACAUUUUUGAGACAGUGUCAGAGAAGUGCUGAUUCAGCUCUCAGUUUUGAAGCCGAUUUAUAAGCUUUGCAAUUAAAUAUUUGCUGUAUUUAUUGUACACUGCAAUAAAUAUCCACUUUUCAAGUAUUUUAUUUGCUAAUUGAGAAUUAAAAUCUAUACUAUAAUUUGGUGUUCAGCCAGAAACUAAUUUCUCUGAAUGCAAGUGAAAAAUGUGCCAGUAGAUUAUUCUGCUUGUUUUUUCAGCCUAGUCUACUUUAUCUAAUAGAUUUUCAGUUGUUAAAAGAAACGUGAGAUUUCAAUCUGUUAAAUUGAAGUAAAUUACUUGUUAGGGUGGACAUUUAUGCCGUUUGUAUACCAAGGAUUUGCAAGCCUCUGUAAAUCUUCUGUCAGAAAUCCUGAAUGUGCCGUUUCACACAGAAAUGGUGCAGCCAUGUGGUGGGAAUGUUAACUGGCAUCCCUGCCAACACCACUGCUGUAGCUUUAGUGCCAUCAUAACAAAUGAAAAUAUGUAUAUAUUAAAUUCAGUCAUUAUA